Molecule: messenger RNA, 2817 nt
Organism: Exophiala dermatitidis NIH/UT8656
Lineage: Eukaryota; Fungi; Ascomycota; Eurotiomycetes; Chaetothyriales; Herpotrichiellaceae
Product: transcriptional regulatory protein LEU3
Exons: 3
Coding region: 30-2462 (810 amino acids)
Biological process (GO): DNA-templated transcription; regulation of DNA-templated transcription
Cellular component (GO): nucleus
Molecular function (GO): transcription cis-regulatory region binding; zinc ion binding; DNA-binding transcription factor activity, RNA polymerase II-specific
Source: RefSeq, a predicted model, not a curated record
GCAGCUUUCGGACUGAUGUUGCACCCUCGAUGUCCGGUUUGGAAGACGAACAGACCAUGAGCCUGGACAUGAACUUCUUCCCGCCGCCUCAGGCGCAGGCUGCGCUUCAUCAGAAUUUUAUCUUAUCAGAUGAUGCCAAGUCAUCAGCAACUCUCUACCAACGCUCAACCCGCGAUUGCGAUAUCGGCCUGACCGGCUCAGGCUGGGGAGCGGCAGCGCAGCCAGUUCACAGUCUCAGCCCUGAGUAUUACGACAGCUUCACCCUGGCUUCCACGUCGGUUGCGACUGAUGCGGACGGUCCUGGCUCCGGGCUCACCAGUCCGACCCAGGACCGCAAGAGGAAUGCCUCCGUCGCUGGCCUCGAGAGCUCGCCCAACAGCGUCGAGUCGCCCGACCACAAUGGCGAUGUCCAUACCCGCGAUGCCCGCCGGCGUCCUGUAAAGAGAGCUUGCAAUGAAUGUCGCCAGCAGAAGUUACGAUGCGAUGUUGUGCAAGAGCCUUUUCAGACAUGCAGUCGCUGCAAGCGGCUGUCGCUCGAAUGCAAGAUUGAGGACAACUUCAAACGCGUGGGCAAGAGAUCACGGAAUGCAGAGAUGGAACGCGAAAUCAUUGAGCUACGCAAGCAAGUGGCGGCGGCACAACAACAGUCAGGAGCUCUGUUGAAUGGAGCGCUACAGACCAGCACACCAAGCUUCUCUCCAAGGACCGGGACUGGUGCUGGUACUUUCACCCAGGAUGCCGCUGCCGCCGGCCUCCUCGACCUGCGAGGGGGUGCAUUUGAGAAGAGCCCAGGAAGACAGAUAUUCAAGCGUCUCGAGGAUGUGACUUUGACGUCGGAUCGAGUCCAGGAGCUCUUCCAACGCUUCUUCACUUUUCACCAUCCCUUUUUGCCUUUUCUCAACCCCGAUCGGACUCCGGACGAAUAUCACUCAAGGUCGCCUCUAUUGUUCUGGACCAUUAUCUUGAUAGGCGCGCGCCACUACACACCUGAACCUGGACUGUUCAAUGCCCUCACCGGUCCGAUGACGCGACUGCUGUGGUCGACCAUCUCGGAGGUGCCUCAAAACUACCAUGUUGUCAAAGCAUUGGUCUUGUUGUGUGCAUGGCCUCUACCGACAAGUAGCACGUCGACGGAUCCCACUUUCAUGAUCUGCGGAAUCAUGAUGCAGAUAGCUCUGCAGCUUGGCUUGCACCGACCCACGCAUGCCCAAGACUUCAGCAAGUUCCGCGUCGAGCUCCGAGAAGUCGAGCUACAAGACCGAGUGGUGGUCUGGAGCGUAUGCAACAUCGUCGCCCAAAGAAUAUGCACGGCAUAUGGGCAGCCACCGCUGACAAUCUACGACUGGACUCUUGGCCCCAAGCCCAUUGAGACCAAUCCCAACUAUGAACUGCCCGCUCCCAUCUUCAAUCGCCUCCUGAUCGAAAAGUUUGUCGACAAAGUCUCUCGGACACUGUACAUGAACCCGCAUGACCCCGUCGGACUUGCCACCGACCUCGAACGGCCGACUUACGUCUCGUUCCUGACACACGAUCUAGAAGAGCUGGAAGACAAACUGCGCACCGACACGUCGCCAAUCACAAAGAUCUAUCUCAAAGCCGCGGCAUUGCACAUGAGACUCAGUGCCUUCUUCUCCCCUCCCUCUCUCCCAUCAUACCGCGCAGACAUGCUGAAACUGUACUACGCCACGAUCGACUUUUUGGAGAUUUGCUUGAGCUUGGAAUCGAGUCUGAGCGUCAACCUGCCCUCGUCUUAUCAACAUGGUCUGUCGCUAUCACAUGGGACCAACUACAUUUUCCACAUGAUGUUGGCAGCUGGCUUCUCGCUGCUAAAGCUGAUGCGCAGCUUCCUCAGUGAGCACGAGCUUGACCAGAAGGGCGCAUCGGAACUCCUUUCCCGCACGGUCUGGGCACUGCGAAGUAUGAGCGUGAGUGAAAACGACCUUUUUGAGCGCCUGUCCGAGGUUCUGGCACAGGUGUGGAAGAGUGGGAAAGCCCCAGCUGGCUCUGGUGUCAAUAACAACAACAAUGGCAGCGACAGUGAUGUCGACGACAGCCUUCAACUCAAGGUCAAGUGUCGCAUGUCCAUGUCUCUGGUGUUUGACUCGGUGUGGCGAUGGCGCCGCAAUUUCCACUUCAAGGGUGGAAAACCCUCUGACUUAAGAGACCACGGUACCAGCAUGCAGUCCGAUAGCCAGAUUGUCAUGCCAGAGACGACCUCGGCCUCGACCUCGACGUCUAGGGUCCAUGAUCCCAUGCUGUCGAGCUCGGCCAUAGUCCCCGGGAUGGCUGGGAUGGCUACCGGGAUGGUGGACGAUUUGAGCAUGGACUCGGGUCAGGCCAGUUAUGAUGUUUUUGAUCCAUUGAACUGGAUGCUGGAUGGUAUCGUUGAGUUUCCAUAUAACUUCAACACGGUGCAGAAUAAUGAUUUGUCUGGGGUAGACUCGUUGGGAGGGGGGUUAUAAAACAGUUCAGUUUUGCACAUUGUGCUGCAGCCGUGGCCGGGGGCAUGGGGAAGGGGCCGGGGUGUUUGGCUCUAGAUUUGAAUUUACAAUGUUCAAGUUGGCCGUUGGUGGGCUGGGAUGGGCAGACCAUGCUCAGCCAGAUUUGGGUCGAUAGAUCUAUGGUCCUUUGAUUUCUUUGUUGAUAUGGGACUGGGCUGGGGAGGGGGCGUGGUUUGCAACUUGAGGGCCUACUGUUACAGCUUACACACUGCAGCGUUGACGACUUUCACUCUCAGAACCGACCUGAUAUUGAUACUCCUUAAGAGUGAUGACUUGAUUUGAUGACCAGAACGAAUAUAUUAUUAUACACCCGAUA